This is a messenger RNA of Papaver somniferum (opium poppy), 4407 nucleotides long. Its product is annotated as receptor-like protein kinase. The coding region runs from base 121 to 3417 and encodes 1098 amino acids. Gene Ontology annotation, molecular function: protein kinase activity; protein binding; ATP binding. NCBI's taxonomy places the organism in Eukaryota, Viridiplantae, Streptophyta, Magnoliopsida, Ranunculales, Papaveraceae. Gene Ontology annotation, biological process: protein phosphorylation. The record is from RefSeq and is a predicted model, not a curated record. The transcript is spliced from 4 exons.
UGCUUCUUGUUCUUCUCAGUUCUCACUCACAGCAAAAGACAAUUCCAAACAACCAGAAUCUUCAGUUUAUUUCCACUACCAAAAUCUUCUGUUUCUUCAUCUUCUUCAGUAUCGUCAAUCAUGGUUAAAGCAGCAGCUCAAGAGGUAAUGAUAAUCUUUCAUAAACCACUUCUAAACUCAUUCUUAUUCUUAAUCAUCUUCAUUUUUCCUUGUAUUGUCUCUGCUUUAUCACCUGAUGGUUUAACUUUACUCUCCCUUUCUCAAAACUGGAUUUCAUCAACAUCAUUAUCAUCUUCGUAUAAUUCUAAUUGGAACUCUACAGAUUCAACACCAUGUAAGUGGAAUGGAAUUAAAUGUGACCAUAAACACAAAAUAAUCUCACUUACAUUAACUAGUUCUAAUAUUACUGGGCAAUUAGGUCAUGAAAUUGGAAAAUUGAGAUCUAUUGAAACCGUUGAUUUGAGUUAUAAUGAUUUCUAUGGGGAGAUUCCAAGUGAAUUAGGUAAUUGUAGUGAACUUACUUACAUAGAUCUAUCUUAUAACACUUUGAAUGGAAGUUUACCUGAUAGUUUGAAGAAUUUGAGGAAGUUGUCUUAUUUGGCAAUUUAUAAUAAUUUGUUGAGUGGAGAAAUACCAGAAUCUUUGUUUAUGUUGGAAAAUUUGGAAUCAGUUCUUCUUUCGUCGAAUCAGUUAACUGGUUCGAUCUCAAGCAAUAUAGGUAACAUGACGAAUCUUAGUUUGUUGUAUUUGUAUUCGAAUAAAUUGUCUGGGAAUGUACCUUACUCAAUUGGUAAUUGCACUAAAUUGACUGAGAUAUAUUUGAAGGAUAACAAUUUCACUGGUGUUCUGCCGAAAAGUUUGAGUAAUCUUAAGUCGCUGAAUGUGUUUGAUGUGGGUUCUAACAGUCUAGAAGGUGGGAUUUCUGAAGGUUUUGAUGGUAGUAAUUGCAAGACAUUAAGCACAUUGGAUUUGUCUUCUAACCGUUUUGAUGGUGAAAUUCCCAGUGAGUUGGGAAAUUGUACUAGUUUGCAAGUUUUUUCAGUGGCCGAUAAUAAAUUAACUGGUGGAAUCCCGUCAUCGAUUGGUUUAAUGACUGAACUUACUGAACUUUACCUCUCUGAAAAUCUUUUAUCUGGGAAAAUACCAGCUGAGAUAGGAAAAUGUAGGUCCUUGACACUGUUUGAAGCUAGUUAUAACCAGCUUGAAGGGGAAAUUCCUAGUGAGUUGGGGCUUUGUAGCAAAUUACAGACACUUUAUUUGUAUGUGAACAAGUUGACUGGGGAGAUCCCGUUGAGUAUUUGGAAGAUUCAAACUCUAGAGAAUGUAAUUGUUUAUAAUAACAGCCUUUCUGGUGAAUUACCUGUAGAGAUGACUGAGCUUCUUCAUUUGAAAAAUAUCUCUCUUUUCAAUAACCAUUUUUCCGGCAUCAUACCAGAAAAGUUGGGGAUAAACAGUUCUUUAUUGGAGCUUGAUUUCGUAAAUAACAGCUUCUCUGGUGAAAUCCCACCGAAUCUGUGCUUCGGAAGACAACUGCAAAUUCUGAAUUUGGGACUGAAUCAGCUGCAUGGUGACAUACCUUCUGAUGUCGGUAGCUGUUCUUGUUUGAACAGGUUGAAUCUUAAACAAAAUAAUCUGACCGGGCUCCUUCCGGAUUUUGUAAAAAAUGCAAGCUUGUCUUUCAUGGAUUUUAGAGGAAAUAGUUUGAGUGGAAAAAUUCCUUCAAGUUUGGGUAAUCUUAUUAAACUGCAAGUUUUAGACCUAUCUGGUAACAAUUUGCAAGGUUCGUUGCGUCAACAAAUCUCGAAGUGUACCAAAUUGUAUUAUCUUGAUGUGGGUUUCAACAAAUUGAGUGGUCCGAUACCAUCUGGUUUAAGGAGCUUGACACUAUUAUCUAACUUGAAACUUCAGGAGAACCAGUUGAAUGGAGAAAUUCCUGAUUUCUUUCCAGAGUUUGAACAUCUUUUGGAGUUACAAUUGGGUGAAAAUUUGUUCAGAGGUUCCAUCCCUCGAUCAUUUGGCAGGUUGCAUGACUCGGUUUAUGCUUUGAAUCUGAGUGGCAAUGCACUUACAGGCCAAAUUCCUGUAGAGUUGGGGAAGUUGCGCAAACUCCAGAAACUGGAUAUAUCUGUCAACAAUAUGACAGGAAGUGUGGCACCAAUAGGUGAGCUCCUCUCAUUAAUCGAAUUGAAUGUUUCAUAUAAUUCUUUCAGUGGCCGAAUACCACAGUCACUGAUGAAGUUCUUAAACUCUUCUCCGACUUCGUUUUUGGGAAAUCCAGGCCUUUGUGUUCAUUGUCCGUUGGGAUCCGACGUAGCUUGUACUGAGAGUAACAACAUUUUGGGUAUCUGUGGUGAUCAAUCAAGAAGCCGCAACAGUCUUAGCAAAGUAAAGAUUGUGAUCAUUGCUAUUAGCUCUGUAUUUGUCGUCAUUGUGGUGGUUCUUGUUUCGGGUUGUAUGUUUCUUUCCAAAAGAAAACAAGAAAUGAAGGAUGAAGUUUCUGAUGAAGAUGAUCAAUCACCUCUAAUAAGCAAAAUUAUGAAAGCUACAGAGAAUUUGAGUGAGAGAUUUGUUAUAGGAAGAGGAGCACAUGGAAUUGUUUACAAGGCAUCCAUCAGUGAGGAGAAUCACUAUGCAGUGAAGAAGCUUGAUUUUGUAGGCCUUAAGGGAGCAAGUGCAAGUAUGAUUAGAGAAAUUGAAACUGUUGGACAAAUAAGACACCGGAAUUUGGUAAGGUUGGAAGAAAUCUGCAUGAGAAAGGAUUAUGGGCUGAUCUUGUACAGGUACAUGCAGAAUGGUAGUCUAUAUGAUGUUUUGCAUGAGAUUAGCCCGACUCCCGACAUCACAUGGGAUAUUCGCUAUAAGAUAGCUCUAGGAACCGCUGAAGGAUUGUGUUAUCUUCACCAGGACUGUCAUCCUGCUAUUGUGCAUCGAGACAUCAAGCCUAACAACAUACUUUUAGACUCAGAAAUGGAAGCCCAUAUCUCUGACUUCGGCAUUGCAAAACUCAUGGAUCAAUCUUCCGCUUCCAUCCAAUCAAUCUCGAUUGCGGGUACCACUGGAUACAUUGCACCAGAGAGUGCAUAUACAAUGAUAGGGAAACCAGAAUCAGAUGUUUACAGUUAUGGUGUAGUUCUAUUUGAAUUAAUAUCUAGAAAGAAGGCUUUAGAUGCUUCGUUUCCAGAAGGAAUUGACAUCGUGAGGUGGGUGAACUCUAGAUGGAGUAGUCAGAAAUCCAUUGAUAGCAUUGUUGAUUCAAGCCUCUUGGAUGAAAUUGUGGUUUCCUCACUAACUGAAGAAGUUACUAAAGUACUCUUGUUAGCUUUACAAUGUACACGAACUGACCCGAAUGAGAGACCUACGAUGAGAGAGGUAGUGAAGCAGCUAGAAGAUGCAAAUACCAGGUGGGAAACAAAAUGAGAGAAAGGGGAGAUCCAUUGGUUAUGAAUUAUUGAGUUCAAAACUUGGAGGAAUGUGAGACAGACUUCAGUGUAUCUAGUGGCAUCAUUCAUUAGUGAGUGAAUUUUACUGGGGAUGGAGUAUUUGCUGAUCCUGUGCUCCAGGGAGUUGUUUGCACGUCUCUUGGUUCAGAAAUCACGAAGAAAAGACCUAAUCUGCUUUGAUCUGACAUUUUACUCAAUGUCGCACAAGUGGUAAACAAAGGCUUAUUCCAAUUUUCAGGUCUUAUCAAUCAGUUCUCUCCUCAGUAUAAUUGUGGCAAUUGUUGUGCCAGCUACAUGCUUCUUUAAAUUGACGAGGAAGCAAGCUACCCAGAGCCAGUUAUUCUACACCAUGAGGUUUGAAUCAUCAACUGCAUCUUACGGCAGCCUGCUUAAUCAGCCACAAUAACAAUUAUGCCAGGACCAAUCAAAGAUCAUGCGAAAACAAAUGCUUUCUCAUUUUCGUCUGAUGCUGGCGGCGGUAGUAGUUCUCGCAGAUUUGUCGGAGUAAGACAGAGAGACCGUACGGGAGAUGGGUGGCUGAGAUCAAAGGCUUCUUUCAGAAGGUUAGGUACAUUUGACACAGUAGAGGAUGGAAUGUGUGCCUAUGGUAAUGCAGACGCUCGCACCAACUUUGAGUUGCUGAUGGAUAAACUCAUCUACUGCCUCUUGUCGCUCUUCCGUCAAAAGUAAUACAGCUAUGCAGAAAUAUAUGACACCAUUCUCCUUUGAGAAUGGUAUUAGUACUAAAAGCUACUUUAGGAUGUGAAAUAAUUGAUGGUGCAGGUAUCACGGGGUCAUCUGGGGAAGUAUAGCUAUUUUGCUUGACCCAUGCUUUAGCUGUGUAUAUUUUAAUGGGAUCUUAGUGCAAAGUCUUUACAAAUUUCUUCAAAAGUGUAACCCAGCAGCACAGUGGUUCUGUGAAUCAAACUUCACCCACCUGCACUUCAGCCUUAUAAAUUUACACCAA